AUGGUAUCAUUCAUUGAUGACUUCUCAAGAUUCUCUGAAACGGCAUAUCUUACUGCUAUAAAUCAAUUGGAUAUUCGUGGAACAAUAGGCACAAAAAUGUUGCCACCAAAGACAGAAUAUGCUGCUUAUUUGGCGUUCAAGUUUGUAAAUGGGUGCGGCAAUAACCUUCCAUCUGCUAAAUCAAAUAUUAGGUUUGUUAAUUAUGAGAGUGAAAUUGAUGCUGAAAAUCAGGCCAACACUGUGCACCUUCCAAGAUUGCAAGAAAGUGGGGGUAUCCCAAAAAUGAGAGGAGAUGGAUGUAUGGAAGUAAAAUUGGGAUAUUUUGAUAGCAAGAAAGACACUGACGGUCCUAUUGAAGCAAGAUUGUUUGAGAAGAAUCACUUUUACAAAAUUGGACUCAUUGUUGAAGGAGUUGAGUUUCGUCCAAAAUGA
Messenger RNA from Solanum verrucosum, 432 nucleotides. RefSeq names its product F-box protein PP2-B13-like. The transcript has 2 exons. The coding region runs from base 1 to 432 and encodes 143 amino acids. The record is from RefSeq and is a predicted model, not a curated record. Lineage: Eukaryota; Viridiplantae; Streptophyta; Magnoliopsida; Solanales; Solanaceae.